Molecule: messenger RNA, 13110 nt
Organism: Hippocampus comes (tiger tail seahorse)
Lineage: Eukaryota; Metazoa; Chordata; Actinopteri; Syngnathiformes; Syngnathidae
Gene: zfhx3b
Product: zinc finger homeobox 3b
Exons: 11
Coding region: 751-12309 (3852 amino acids)
Biological process (GO): regulation of transcription by RNA polymerase II; regulation of neuron differentiation
Cellular component (GO): nucleus
Molecular function (GO): DNA-binding transcription factor activity, RNA polymerase II-specific; RNA polymerase II cis-regulatory region sequence-specific DNA binding; zinc ion binding
Source: RefSeq, a predicted model, not a curated record
AUUUAAAUAUAUGUUACAAGUGUUUUUAAAAGACGAGAAAAAAGUGUGUCGGGGAAAGCAAGCCGAAUGGGAAGCGAAGCCUCGCACGCAGCGUGGAGCUCGGCGGCCAGCCAGCGUUCACUUUCACUAAUCAAACUCUUACUUCCCGCCUCUCUUAAUUCCAUAUUUUCUAUUCCUGAUCAUUACUUUCCUCUUUUUCUCGCCCUUCCUUGUAUCUAUCCAUCCUCCCUCCCUCCUCUUCCUCCCUCCUCCUCGCCCUCCCUCCGCCGGCUCUCCUCUGCUGAAUCUUAUUGAUCCACAAGGCGGCUAAUUAGCCCUUCCCUUCGUGCCUGUGUAAUGAAGCACAUGCGCACUGAAUUAAUCACAGCCAUUUUUUUCUCGCAGGAAACUAAUUAGCAGGAAUAAAGAUCCAAAGAGUUUUUUUUCUCCCCCCAAUCAUCAGAUCUCACUUUCACCUCUUCCUCGCGCGCCUCCAACUCCGGACUCGGCUGCUUUGCAUCCAAAUUAUUUUUGAUAUCGCCUUUAACAACUAAUAGCUACCUACUUGCGCCCCUUUUUCCAGCCAAGCACUCGGCAACAACAAUGAUCUUUCUUUUUUUUCGCCCACCCUCGAGCGCAAAUUGACCGAAAGGGGACUCUUCUCGCCUUGAUGGGAUCUUUAGUUCCAUCGUCUCGCUACUGGAUUAAAAAGCGAACAUCACAAAGCGGCAAAUUGCCUGGAUGCGAUGAACGCCUCAUGUAGGCAUCAGCAUGGACAGCUGUGAGUCUCCCGUGUUUUCUGGGACAGACGAUGGGCUCAGCUCCUCCCAGCAGCAGCAGCAGCAGCAGCAACAGCAACCUCCACAGCCCUGGAACGAUCACCCUAGCUUGCAGCUUCCUUGCGCCAACCAGGCCCCUUCCCUGGACCCGCUGUCUUUUUCUGCUCCUUAUCCUUCUCAACCCCAAACCUCUUGUACUCUUCAUGACGAGGUGAGAGAACUACAGUCCCUGCAGUCCCAGCCAAAACAAACAUCGAGCCAGGCUCACCGGGAUAGCCCUGCCACUGGCCAGCUGCAUUCCAAGAGAGAGGGCCGUAAGGGAGAGGAGCGGGACCGAUUGAGCUGUGGGGAAGAGGAAGAAUCGGAGGACUUGGAUGAAAUGGAAAUUGACAGCUGUUUCCCUAGCCUUCAGCCCUUUUCCGGGGUAGUGAUGGCUCAAGGCGGAGGGGGCAUGCCCACUCUUUUGCGUCAUCAGCCCACACAACGGCAAGGUGGGCCUGAGAGUGGAAGUGAGGAAGGAGAGGAGGAAGAGGAAGAGGAGAGUAGUGAUGUGGAGAACUUGGCUGGAGAGAUCGUCUACCAACCAGAUGGCUCAGCGUAUAUCGUGGAGAGCCUGAGUCAGCUCAUCCAAAGCGGUGGGAGCAUGGUUCCCGGCCUGCUUCCCACAAACUCUCUCACGAGUGGGGGGAAAGCGGGGGAACCUGCUGGGACGUCAUCCUCGGUCUACCCUCAGAUCAUCAACACGUUCCACAUAGCCUCGUCCUUUGGCAAGUGGUUUGGCAAUUCAGACAAAGGUUUCUCCAAUACCUCAUCCAUGGCAGGCCUCAGUCCUGUCCUGCACAGUUUUCGUGUCUUUGAUGUGCGGCACAAAAGUAACAAGGAUUACCUGAACAGUGAUGGGUCAGCCAAGAAGUCCUGUGUAUCCAAAGAUGUUCCUAACAAUGUGGAUUUCUCCAAAUUUGAUGGCUUGGCCCUGUAUGGCAAGGGUAAGCCAAUUCUCAUGUGUUUUCUCUGCAAGCUGUCCUUUGGUUAUGCGCGUUCCUUUGCCACCCAUGCUGUCCAUGACCACCGCAUGACGCUGUGCGAGGAUGAACGCCGUCUAUUAGGGGACAACCAUGCAUCUGCUAUCAUCCAGGGCAUCGGGAAAGACAAAGAGCCCCUCAUCAGCUUCCUGGAACCAAAAAAUAAGGGCACUCCUGUGCCACCUCCCCUGCUUCCUAUGAACUCUGGCCAGAGCUUUUAUGGCACAUUUAGUGGUGUCCAUUUGGAGCCUGGAAGCAGCAGUGGAGGCAGCGAGACCCUCCUGAACAAAGACUCUGACUCUAGCCUCCAGCAACAGCAGCCACAGCAAACCCCGCUAAGCUCGGUCUUGUCUCUUGGAAGGCUGGGCGCUCCCAAAGCAUCCACUCUUCCCUCUACCCCAGGCUCUGCCAAAGACUCCAGUGCCCUGUCUUUACACGGGGGGAGAACAGAGGAGCCUACUGGGAAAGAGUUGGCUUACAAGGGAAACGAUGGGGCCAGUGAGGGCCUUGGCAGUACGUCACACCAGGUGGGGGGUUCGGAAGAAGAGGAAGGGGAACCGUUGUUAAGGGAAGGAGAUGAGGUGGAGGCAGAAGGCACAAUUGUGACCAGUGGUGUUAAUAGUAGCAGUGGUGGAGGUGAGGCAGGGGAAUCAGCUAUCUCAAACCAAAGCAUUUCCAAAUCUCCUUUAUUAAUGCCUAGUAGCACUCUCCAGCCUUCUGCCUGCACCCAUGCGGUCAGUUACACGCGAAACAGCAAAUCCCCUGCUUCCACUUCUUCCUCUGUCAAGGAGGAGGUUUCAGCUCCAGAAGGUGGGGGGAGAACCUCAGAGCUGCCUCUGAGCUUUAACUGCCAGGGAACCACCGUUCCCCUGGCGAUGGCAGCGGCCAAUGUCAGAAAGAGUGAGGAGGACACUGCUGGCACUUCUUCCUCACCUCUGUCCUCCAAUGCUGCUGCUGAUGAAAGUGCCAAUCGAGAUAGUGCCACAGCUCCAGAACCAAAUGAUUGCCCAGCUGAAGAAGAGGAUGAAAACGGAUCCCUUCUGCAGCAACACCACAUGCUUCACCAUCAUCAUCACCUGCAUUCAUCAUCUCAUGGCCACAUUCACCCCCAACCCGGUGGUUCCUGUGACCUAACAGGGGUGAAUGACUGCUCACAGAACCACGGGCCCGGUGGCAGUGUUGGAAGUGGGGUGGAAUGCCCCAAAUGUGACACCGUUCUAGGUUCCUCACGCUCUUUGGGUGGUCAUAUGACCAUGAUGCAUUCGCGUAACUCAUGCAAGACACUCAAGUGUCCCAAAUGCAACUGGCAUUACAAAUAUCAACAGACUUUGGAGGCUCACAUGAAAGAAAAGCACCCAGAUUCUGGAGGCUCUUGUGUGUACUGCAGCAGCGGUCAAAGUCAUCCUCGUCUGGCGCGUGGAGAAAGCUAUACAUGUGGAUACAAACCUUUCCGAUGUGAGGUGUGUAACUACUCAACGACCACCAAGGGGAACCUGAGCAUCCACAUGCAGUCGGAUAAACAUCUAAACAACAUGCAGACACUGCAGAAUGGAGGCUCUAUUGGAUCUGCUCAAGAGCAGGUGUUUGGACACGGCCCGGGAGGAGUGGUGGCCGUGCCCUCUGUGACCCAAUCCAGUAGCCACCACCCUGUCCACCACCACCCCACACAGUCCUCCGCCCAUGUAAGUGGACCGUGCGGGGCCCCCUCACCGACCAAGCCAAAGAGCAAACCCACUUGGCGCUGUGAGGUAUGCGACUACGAAACCAACGUGGCGCGGAACCUCCGUAUCCACAUGACCAGCGAGAAGCACAUGCACAACAUGAUGCUCCUCCAGCAGAACGUGACUCAGAUGCAACAUGGCCGACUCGCACUGGGAGCUAUGCCCUCCCCCUCCGAGGCUGAGCUCUACCAGUAUUACCUGACACAAAACAUGAGCCUACCACCAGGCCUCAAGAUAGACCCAACAGGACCUGAGGCCCAGUUUCUGAUGGGGGGCUUUACUCUAGAUCCCAGCAUGGCUGCCUUGACCCCUGCACUGGGUGGGGAGAUCCCGAUGGAUAUGCGCCUGGGCAGCGGCCAAUUGGUGUCAGAGGAGCUGAUGAACCUGGGAGAAAGUCUAUCACAAACCAGCGACCCCUCGCUCAAACUCUUCCAGUGCGCCGUGUGCAACCGCUUCACCACUGACAACCUGGAUGUGCUUGGCAUCCACAUGGGGGCCGAGCGCAGCCUGCCUGAGGAGGAGUGGCGCGCCGUGGUGGGCGACUCUCACCAGUGCAAGUUGUGCCACUACACUACUCAACUCAAGGCCAAUUUCCAGCUCCACUGCAAGACGGACAAGCACGUUCAAAAGUACCAGCUUGUUGCCCAUAUUAAGGAGGGAGGCAAAGGCAACGAGUGGCGACUGAAAUGCGUGGCCAUUGGAAACCCAGUGCACCUGAAGUGCAACGCUUGCGACUACUACACAAACAGCUUGGAGAAGUUGAGGAUGCACACGGUUAAUUCCCGACAUGAGGCCAGCCUGAAACUUUACAAGCACCUGCAGCAGCACGAAAACGCGGUGGAGGGUGAUGCCUGCUACUACCACUGCGUGCUGUGCAACUACUCGACCAAGGCCAAGCUUAACCUGAUCCAGCAUGUGCGCUCCAUGAAGCACCAGCGCAGCGAGAGCCUCAGGAAACUGCAGCGCUUGCAGAAGGGCCUGCCCGAGGACGACGAAGACCUCAGCUCCAUCUUUACCAUUCGCAAAUGCCCUUCUUCAGAUACAGGAGAGCUGAGUGAGGAUGUGGAGGCUGCUAGUGAGACCACCACAGACCAGGAGGACCAAACCAAAGACAGAGAAAGUGGGGGGGAAAAGGAGCUCACCAAAGGGACAGCAGUGUCCGGCCAUUCAGAACCGCAGCAGUCAGAUUCCCCGAUCCCUAGCAAAAGGCCCUCGUCACGGUCGGAGACUUCUGAGAGCCCGCUGUCCUCAAAACGUCCCCGGGCAGCUGAAAAGCGAGCUGCAGAGCAGAUGUACCAGUGCCCUUACUGCAAGUUCACCAACACAGACCUGAACCGUCUCAGAAUGCACGUGAUGACGCAGCACUCUGUCCAGCCCAUGUUACGCUGCCCGCUGUGCCAGGACAUGCUCAACAACAAGAUCCACUUGCAGUUCCACCUCACACACCUGCACAGUGUCGCGCCAGACUGUGUUGACAAGCUCAUCGCCACAGUGACAGCGACCGAUGUCCUACCAGCAAGCAUGUUCAUACCUGUUCCUGGUUCAAAAAAAGAGUCUCAGAACCCCUCUCAUGCUGUUGCCAAUGAUGAAGAUACAACAAAACAAGCUGAUGCUUUAGAUGCUGAUCCGGAGAAGGGAGUUUCACUUCCUACAGAAAUAGUUGAGGCUCGCAAGUCACCUCAAGAAGAUCAGCAAACAGAGAAGGAUGAUGCUACUGGAUUUCUGUGCUGGAAAAAAGGCUGUAAUCAAGUGUUCAAAUCAUCCAACUCUCUCCAGAUGCACUUCAAUGAAGUUCACAACAAAAGGCCUCAGCUUCCUGUUUCUGAUCGCCAUGUCUACAAGUAUCGUUGUAACCAGUGCAGCUUGGCCUUCAAGACUGUGGAGAAGCUACAACUCCAUUCCCAGUAUCAUGUAAUCCGAGCAGCGACCAUGUGCUGCCUCUGCCAGCGGAGCUUCAGGACGCUACAAGCGUUGAAGAAGCAUUUGGAAACCAGCCACCUGGAGCUUAGUGAAGCUGAUAUCCAGCAGCUGUAUGGAGGCUUAUUGAUGAACGGUGACAUUAUGGUCAUGGGUGAUCCAGCCCUUGGUGAAGAACAUGGAGGUCUGGGAGAAGAUGACAAAGAAGGGGAUGAGAGUGACACAGAGGAAAAGCAAAGCCCAACAGGCAGUGACUCUGGCUCACUGCUGGAAGAUUCUGGAUCUGAACCAAAACGUGCUUUGCCAUUCAGAAAAGGUCCCAACUUUACUAUGGAAAAAUUCUUAGAUCCAUCUCGUCCAUUCAAGUGCACUGUGUGCAAAGAGUCAUUCACACAGAAGAAUAUUCUGCUGGUUCACUACAACUCUGUCUCCCACCUGCACAAGGUGAAGAGAGCUCUUCAGGAAUCCACCACUGGUCAGCCGGAGCCUACGAGCAGCCCUGACAACAAGCCAUUCAAGUGUAGCACUUGUAAUGUGGCAUAUAGCCAGAGUUCCACUUUGGAGAUCCACAUGCGCUCUGUUCUACACCAAACAAAAGCAAGGGCAGCUAAACUUGAAGCUGCGGGAGGUAUAACUAGCUCUGCAAGUGCUACUGGUGGAGGUGGCGGAGGUAUGAUCAUCAGCACUUCAACGGCAAGUCCAGGCCCAGCAAGCAACUCAACAACAAACUCGACCAACCAUGGCACCUCUGGCACUCAAACAGCGCAGAAUAUUCUUGGAGGAACGCACGUUUCCCAGAGUCAUAGCCAUGAAACUAACAGCUCACUUAGCAGCCAUUCCUCACCGUCGGAGAACAAUGAGGUAAAAAAGGCUAAAUAUGCAGAUAUGCUCUCUUCACGGGGACAACAGCAGCUUCAGCAACAACAGCAAUUAGCUCACGCGCAAGCCCAAGCUCAGCUUCAGCAAGAGCUCCAGCAGCAGGCUGCACUUCUACAAUCCCAGCUCUUUAACCCAGCACUUCUGCAGCACUUCCCCAUGACAACUGAUGCACUUCUCCCCUUACAGCAACAACAGUUACUGUUUCCUUUCUACAUCCCAGGAGCAGAAUUUCAGCUAAACCCAGAGAUCAACAUCAGUAAUUCAGCACUUGGCCUAACAGGAGCAACCACCUCCUCGCUGCUAGAAGAUCUCAAGAACUCAGCCCAGCAGAGCUGCUUGCAGCAGCAACUGAUGCAUCACCACCUUCAGCAGCAAGCUCAACAGCAGCAGCAGCAAUCGCUGCCGCCUCACUCACAGGCACAAGGACAGAUGGCAUUGCUGCAACAGAGUGCUUCUCUCCACCAGCAGGUUGAAAAAAAGCAGAAGCCUCCCUCUUCGCAAACCGAAAAAAAUAUUCAAAAAGACAAAGAUGCAACUGAAAAAAAUGAGGAUGUCAACAAAGAUUCGAUGGAUAAACUAAAGGAAAGGAGGGACAUUCAACACAUCACAACUAGUAUUAAUCAUGACUCCGGUUUACUUCCUCCAAGGAUUGCUUCAGAUGCUCGUGGAAACGCAACCAAAGCCCUGCUGGAAAAUUUUGGGUUCGAGUUAGUCAUUCAGUAUAAUGAAAAUAAACAAAAGGCCCAGAAAAGGGGAACUGGGCUGACAGGAUCAAGUGGACCAGGUGGGAUCACAAGAGUGGUAGAUCCCAUUGAGGGACUGGAGAAACUGGAAUGUGAGGCCUGUGGCAAGCUGUUUUCAAAUAUACUCAUUCUAAAGAGUCACCAGGAGCAUAUCCACCAGGCUUUCUUCCCAUUUCGAUCCCUUGAGAGAUUUGCCAAGGAAUACAGAGAGAAUUAUGAUAAACUAUAUCCACUGAGACCGCCUACACCAGAGGCUGCCCCAGCCCCUCCACCUCCUCCCCCACCCCCUCCGCCCCAAAGAGCUCCUACACCAAAUAUUCCUGUGUCUGCAGCCUCACUCACGCCUCCAACUGUACCUACUCCACAGCCUCCAGUUCCAAUGCCACAAAUUCCCAUGCCAAUGGAUUUGCCAAUCUUUUCACCACUAAUGAUGCAACCCAUGUCGCUCCAGUCUUUACCCAGCCAGCUGACUCCACAGCUACCCUCUGUUGAACCAAGCCUGGCCUCAGACUUGGCCCAGCUCUACCAACAGCAGCUCACCCCGGCCAUGCUGCAGCAGCAACAGAACAAGAGGCCACGGACACGUAUCACAGAUGACCAGCUUCGGGUCCUGCGACAGUACUUUGAUAUAAACAAUUCGCCCAAUGAAGAUCAGAUUAAAGAGAUGGCCGAUAAAUCAGGACUGCAGCAAAAGGUCAUUAAGCACUGGUUCAGAAACACUCUUUUCAAAGAGAGACAACGCAACAAAGACUCUCCGUACAACUUCAAUAACCCACCAACCACAACACUUGAUGAUACUAAAAUUGACUCUAAACCACCUUCCCCUGAACCACAAAAGCAAGACUUCUAUGGAAGUAAGAGAUCUUCUAGAACUAGGUUUACAGACUACCAGCUGAGAAUCUUACAAGAUUUCUUUGAUGCGAAUGCUUAUCCUAAAGACGAUGAGUUUGAACAGCUUUCCAACCUUCUGAGCCUCCCCACUCGUGUUAUUGUUGUUUGGUUCCAAAAUGCUCGCCAGAAGGCAAGAAAGAAUUAUGAGAACCAGACUGAUGGGGCGAAAGAUGGCGAGAGACGAGAACUCUCCAACGAUCGGUAUAUUCGCACCGCCAAUCUGAACUACCAGUGCAAAAAAUGCAACUUGGUUUUCCAGAGAAUAUUUGACCUCAUAAAACAUCAAAAGAAGUUGUGCUACAAAGACGAAGACGAAGACGGACAGUAUGACAGCCACAAUGAGGAUUCAACUGAUCUUUCUAACGAAUGUUAUACUCCCUCUGGUUCCUCCUGCCACACCCCAAUGCCCUCCUCUUCAAGUCUCUGCCCACUUCCACCGACAACUUCAGCAUUCUCACACCUCCCUUCAGUUGAUAAGGAGGAGGCGUCACCAGCAACCACCUCAAACCUCCAUGAGGAAAAGUCAAAAGAGGUACCUGACAUUCCGGCUGAUCCCCCAAGCAAGACCUCUAUUAAGCAGGAAAAUGUACCCCAACCCCAAUCGGAGUCACAAAAGCACAGACAUCCGAGAGAAGAGAAUAUCCAACCAAUGUCCAAGCCCAACAAACACUCCUCUUCUUCCUUUGCCCAACAGCAACUGCAGUGUGUUCCAUCAGCUUCUCAGACAAGCCAGGCCCCUUCCCAAAGCUCUCACUUGAGCCACAACCCCCACAUGAGUUCGGCUCCACAACAAAUGGCACAGCAGAUCAUUCCAUUCCAGUGUGAUCAGUGCAAGAUCGGCUUCCCCUCCUUUGAGCACUGGCAGGAGCACCAGCAAUUACACUUCCUCUCUGUGCAGAAUCAGUUCAUUCACCCACAAUUCAUUGACCGCUCAAUGGACAUGCCGUUCAUGCUAUUUGACCCGAGCAAUCCUCUCCUGGCAGGUCAGUUACUCUCUGGGACGAUGCCCCAGAUCCCCAGCAGCUCUGCCACUUCUCCAUCCACCCCCACAUCCACAAUGAACUCCCUGAAAAGGAAGUUGGAGGAGAAAGCCGGCACGAGCCCAGGAGAGAAUGACAGCACAAACAGUGAAGAGCCACAUAGAGACAAGCGGCUUCGAACCACCAUCACACCUGAGCAGCUAGAGAUUCUCUAUCAGAAGUACCUAUUGGAUUCUAAUCCAACACGUAAAAUGCUUGACCACAUCGCGCAUGAAGUGGGGCUGAAGAAGAGAGUUGUGCAAGUCUGGUUUCAAAAUACGAGAGCAAGGGAGAGGAAAGGCCAGUUUAGAGCAGUGGGGCCAGCUCAAGCUCAUCGGAGAUGCCCCUUUUGCAGAGCUCUUUUUAAAGCAAAAACUGCCCUCGAGGCACACAUUCGCUCUCGUCAUUGGCACGAGGCCAAACGCGCUGGCUAUAAUCUAACACUCUCUGGUAUGCUACCUGACCAUGAGGGGAUCCAAAUGAAGUUGGAUGCCUUGGAGACAUCGGGCUAUUCCCAAAUGGCGUCUUCAAAUAUGGAUGGACAAAGCUCCUCCAUGUCGCCGGUGAAUAGAGGAAUUGAUUCAUCUCCCAGGGCUCUUCUGAGUCCUUCGUCCAUUAAAGUUGAAGGAAUGGAAGAUUUUGAGAAUUCAGCCAUGGCUGCUGUGAACCUCAGCUUUGAUCACAACAAACUGGAUAAUGACGACUGCUCCUCUGUCAAUACAGCCAUCACAGACACAACUACAGGUGAUGAGGCUAAUGCUGAUAAUGACAGCGCUGAUGCAAAAAACAGCCAGAGUAGUAGUGAGUACCUGCCUAAGCCUGGGGGCUCCGUCCCCAUCCUUGAAAAUGAUGACCAGAUGUCCUCAGGGCUUGUAAGCCCUGCUACAAGCUAUUAUGCCAAGGACUGUGAAAAUGAACAUAUAAUUGACCACAGUGAGACAUCCAGCCUGGCGGAUCCUUGCUCGCCAAGUCCUGGAGCUUCGGGCACCAGGAGCAUUGACAGCGGUGAUCGUCCCGGUCAAAAGCGCUUCCGAACGCAAAUGACAAACCUCCAGCUUAAAGUGUUGAAAUCCUGUUUUAAUGACUACAGGACUCCCACCAUGUUGGAAUGUGAAGUACUUGGCAAUGAUAUUGGACUUCCAAAGAGAGUGGUUCAGGUGUGGUUUCAAAAUGCCCGUGCCAAGGAAAAAAAGGCAAAGCUCAACAUGGCCAAGCACUUUGGAAUUAAUCAGACAUCCUACGAGGGUCCGAAGACCGAAUGCACUUUGUGUGGUGUCAAGUAUAGUGCCCGGCUCUCGGUUCGAGAUCACAUAUUCUCCCAGCAGCAUAUCGCCAAGGUUAAGGAUACCAUCGGCAGUCAGAUUGACAAAGAAAAAGAAUACUUUGACCCAGCCACUGUCCGUCAACUUAUGGCUCAGCAAGAGAUGGACCGCAUUAAGAAGGCCAAUGAAGUUUUAGGAUUGGCGCAGCAGCAGGCCAUGCAGCAACAGGGAAUAUUUGAUAACCCUGCAAUGCAGGCGCUGAAUCUACAGUCAGCCUAUUCCAAUCUACAAGGCAUUCCACCUGUCCUCUUGCCUGGGGUUGGAAGCCCCUCUCUGUCCAGCUUUAACUCAUCUAACUCAGCUUUAACUCCUCCGAAAACUUCAAACCUGCUGAACAUGCCUGGUGCCAGCGUUCCCUCGCCAAGCUUGCCCACAUCUGGACUGCCCAACAAACCACCCUCCUCAUCAUCCCUGUCCACAUCAAGCCCAGCACAGACAAGCACAUCUGCUUCCCACUCCAGCCCCACCUCGACAUCCAACUCUACUUCCUCAAGCACCCCGUCCAUCACCCGGCCUGAACACUCCAAAGAGCAUGAAGUUGAGAGGUUAAGAGAAAAGGAAAAGCCCAAGGAAAAGACAGAGAAGCCCUCAACCCCGUCAUCAACCGGAAGCACCCCUGCCCCUUCUACUUCUGCUGCCAGCGCCAAGAAGGAAAAGCCAGACCCAGCUGUUCCCGCCACCUCUAUGCCCACACCCGGUAUGGAGUAUGUGGUAGAUCCUGCCCAGCUUCAAGCCCUGCAGGCUGCCUUGGCUUCAGACCCGACAGCUCUUCUCACGAACCAGUUCCUGCCCUAUUUCAUGCCUGGCUUUUCUCCAUACUACACCCCACAGAUCCCUGGCGCUCUACAAGGUGGUUACCUGCAACCAAUGUAUGGAAUGGAAAGUCUCUUCCCCUACAACCCUGCAUUGUCACAAGCACUGAUGGGCCUGUCCCCGGGAUCUCUGCUGCAACAUUACCAGCAAUAUCAGCAGAGCUUGCAGGAAGCACUGCAGCAGCAGCAGCGCCAGCUUCAACAAAUCCAACAACCCAAGGCAAGCCAAACCCAAGCGCCCUCUAAAUCCUUGGGGGAUCGUAAAGAACCUGCCAAAGAUCCAGUGAAAACAGAGGAGCAAAAGGGCAACCACCACCGUGCAUCUCCCACCACACCUUGCACCUCCUCCACUCAUAAUAAAGUAUGCGCCGAGCAGAAUGAGUUGGACGGCAAAGCAGCGGAUCUCCAUCUAGACCAGUUCAUCGUCCCCAAAGUGCAGAUUAAACUGGCAUGCCGGAAGUGUCAGGCAGUUUUCACCAAGGAAGAAGCGGCUAUUACCCACCUUAAGUCUCACUGUUUUUUUGGUCAGUCUGUGGCAAACCUGCAAGAGAUGUUGCUGCGUGUCCCCAGUGGCGUCGGCGCAGGGGCUGAAAGUCUCUACGACUGCCUGGCUUGUGACACUACGUUGGAUGGGGGAAAAGCACUCAGUCAACAUCUGGAAUCAGCUUUGCACAAACACCGAACAAUCAAGCGAUCAGCCAGAAAUGCCAAAGAGCACGCUACUAGUUUAUUACCUCACUCUUCAGCCUGCUUCCCCACUCCUAACACAUCUACCUCGCAGACCGCCACUCAUCCCAUCAGCAGCCCCACUCCGCCGCCAACGACAUCAGCCACCAUGCCAACAUCUGCCCUGUCCACCCCUCUUUGCGCCUCCUCCUCCAAUACACAGCUCAACACCACAGCCGCCAGCAAACCCUGGCCCCAGGCCCCUUUCUCCAGAGCUUUAGUCGGCAAGCCCAAUGCCAGUCCCUCCUACGCUUCCUCCCUGUUUCCUCCCGUGUCCUCACCCUCAACGGUUACCUCAAGUUCAUUGAGCACCUCAGGAGUUCAGACCUCGAUACCAACAGACGUCUUUACUGACGAGUCUGACUCUGACAGCAGUCAGAAGUCGGCAGACAGACUGGGCAGGACGGCAGAUGAGCCGCAGCAACCUGGCUUUGUCAAAGACAGUAGUACUUGUAGUAGUAAUCUCGCUAGUGUCGGAACAGACUCCAUCAGAUUGUAAAAGAGCUUUCGGUGAUGGACAGUGUUUAAAAAAAAAAAAAAAGAAAAAAAAGACAAAAAUGGAAAAAAAAACACAAAUGGAAAAAACAGAAAAAGCAGCAAUGUUAAAUACAUUAAAGGUAUACAAACCAAUUUCAGAAAAAGAGAUGUAAAAACUUACUGCAAUUCCAAAGCUUGUAACCAAAAACUUUAUUGUUAGUGGAUUGUUUUCCCAUAUCAACAUGCUGGUUUCCAUUUUGUUUUUUUUUUUUUUGUUGAACUGAAACACAAGCAUAUUAAUAAUAUAUUAGAAGAGAAAGAUUGAUGCGGAGGAGUGCUGACAAAUGGCCCAAGAAACCCUUUCAAAAAAUUCUGAGUAGAGAAGAUGUCCUUUUGUUUCGUAAUAAUUUAUAUUUAAUAGCACAGUCACAAAAAAAGCCAGUAUGUACUGUAUGGGAGAAUAGUCCGGUCCAUGUUCUUGCUAUUUAAGCAUUCAGAUACCAAUGGCUUGCAAAAGUAAAAUAAUAAUGUAUUGUCGAUUUUAUUCUCAGGUCAAUGGCUCGCAAAUGUUUUCUUCUGUUACACAAAUCCAUGUUUUUACACGCUAGCUUUCCUCAUCUAUUGAUUUACCACAACAUUUUAAUCAGAGUGGAAAUUGGUAAGGCAUUUUUUCUGGGCAUGAAAAUGGCAGUUAAUUGGCAAAGUUGAACUAAAGACUAGAUGGGAGGAGAAUUGUUAUCCCGUCAUAUCAAGGCAAAGAGUCAUUGCAGACAUAAAAAUGGGCCAUGAGUAAUUUCGAUUUUAAAGUUGGGGGGGUAAAAAA